Anopheles nili is the source of this 6001-nucleotide messenger RNA. RefSeq names its product transcription initiation factor TFIID subunit 1 (gene Taf1). Gene Ontology annotation, biological process: RNA polymerase II preinitiation complex assembly; transcription by RNA polymerase II. Bases 1 to 5904 code for a protein of 1967 amino acids. Lineage: Eukaryota; Metazoa; Arthropoda; Insecta; Diptera; Culicidae. The transcript has 4 exons. The record is from RefSeq and is a predicted model, not a curated record. Gene Ontology annotation, molecular function: RNA polymerase II general transcription initiation factor binding; RNA polymerase II general transcription initiation factor activity; TBP-class protein binding. Gene Ontology annotation, cellular component: transcription factor TFIID complex.
AUGAGCAACAAUAGCAACAGUGACAACGAGAAUGAAGGAGGGCUUAAUUUGGCCGGCUUCCUGUUCGGAAACGUCGACGAACACGGGCGUCUCGAUGGAGACUUUCUGGACGAGGAAGCUAAGCAACAGCUUUCAUCGCUAUCCCGUAUGGGCCUAUCGUCAUUCCUGGCCGACGUGCUGCAAGAUGAUGACGCUGAAAAGCCACCUCGUUCGGACAGCGACAGUGAUGAUUCUUCAUCGAGCGAUGAUGACCGGCGACGGCGUCGCUAUGAUGACGAUAGCGAUGGAGCGAACUACAAAGUCAAGGCCGACUGUGCGGUGGAUUAUUCCGACAUACAGGAGUUGGCAGAGGAAUUGGCCGUACCGUCGCCACCGAGUGAAGUAAAGUCCAAGGAUAACGAAAACGGAGAGCAGAAAGACAUUAAGCAGGAAGACGACAUGGACGAUAUCGAGGCGGUAAUACCGUGCACUCGCGUCGAAGCGCGAACUGCGACCGAUGGCUCGACCACCGUGAAAGAGGAAGCCGGUUCUGGCGGUGGUGGAGUUAACGAUAAGGAGCUGAUGCCUCCCCCCACGGCUCCGGUCAGUGCGGAUGGUGUGACAGUCUCAGCUACCAGCGGCACUACCACCACCACUGAUGACGCCUCGAAGGAUAAACCGAAAAAGCUCGAAACUCCCCUGGCCGCGAUGCUGCCCUCCAAGUACCAGAACGUGGACGUGCGCGAAUUUUUCCCCGACUUCCGUCCGGACAAGGUGUUGCGCUUUUCACGGCUUUUCGGUCCGGGCAAGAUCUCCAGCCUGCCACAGAUCUGGCGUAGCGUGCGAAGACGCCGCAACAAGAAACCACCGUCGGCACGUAAACCACGUGAUGGCUCGGACUCUACGUCGGAUUCGGACGAACCGCGGCGCAGGCAGUACUUCAUCCCGACGUACGCUCCGAUGCCACCGAAAGAGCAAUGGGCGGAUGAUGAUGAGGUACGCUUCACCAGCCGCGAGCUGGACGAGGAGAAGGAGGUAAAGGACAAGGACGCGGACAGCAAGGGAGAUUCGAAACCGAAAGUGGCCGAUUGGCGGUUCGGUCCGGCCCAAAAGUGGUACGACAUGCUGGACGUGCCGGACACGGGAGAGGACUUCAACUAUGGCUUCAAACAGGCCGACCCGGCCAAGCUGGAAGCGUUACCCGUGGUAGGUUCCACCGCUGACAAAGCGAUUCCCGACGACGCGUUCCUGAUGGUGUCCCAGUUGCACUGGGAAGACGACGUGGUGUGGGACGGGAACGACAUCAAGCACAAGGUGCUGCAGAAGCUCAACUCAAAGGUGAACGCAGCCGGUUGGCUGCCGUCGAGCGGUUCACGGACGGCGGGAGCAUUCAGCCAACCCGGCAAGACUCUGCCCGCCUCGACGGCCAUCACCGGCACGAAAUCGUCCACGAGCAAGAUGAGCAAGACGCAGAUGAUUAUCAAUGCGGCACAGAAAGCGCAGGAAGAAACGGAGGACGCCUGGUACAGCAUCUUUCCGGUGGAGAAUGACGAGCUGGUGUACAACAAGUGGGAGGACGACGUAAUCUGGGACGCGGAAGCCGUCACGAAGUUCCCGAAACCGAAAGUCCUGACGCUGGACGCGAACGACGAGAACAUCAUCCUAUGCAUCCCCGACGAUAUCGAUCCGUCAAAGAUCGUGCGCAACACGGGACCACAGCCGAAGGUGAAGAUCCCGCACCCACACGUGAAGAAAUCCAAGAUUCUGCUCGGCAAAGCGGGUGUAAUCAAUGUGCUGGCGGAAGACACGCCACCGCCUCCGCCUAAAAGCCCGGACCGCGAUCCGUACAACAUCUCGAACGACGUGUUCUACAUGGCCAAGUCGACUGAGGCCACGCUCAAAAUCAAAGUGGGCGGUGGCAAUCUGUUGCAGCACUCGACACCAACUGUGGAGCUGCGUGCGCCGUUUGUGCCCACACAUAUGGGCCCGAUGAAGCUACGCAUGUUCCACCGGCCAGCAAUGAAGAAGUACUCGCACGGAGCACUCGCAGUGGCCAAUCCGCAAGCGGUGCUGCCGCUGCAAAAACACAUCAAAAAGAAGGCCAAGCAGCGCGAGCUGGAACGUAUCGCGUCCGGUGGUGGGGACGUGUUCUUUAUGCGCACCCCGGAGGAUCUGACCGGACGAGAUGGUGAGCUGAUUUUGAUCGAGUUUUGCGAGGAACAUCCGCCCCUGAUGAACCAGGUGGGGAUGGCGUCGAAGAUCAAGAAUUUCUACAAACGCAAGAUCGGUAAGGAUUCGGGUCCGCCCGAGUUUCGCUUCGGAGAGACGCAUUACGCGCACACGUCACCGUUCCUUGGCAUCCUGCACCACGGCCAGUGUAUCCAGGCGAUCGAGAACAACAUGUACCGGGCGCCGAUCUAUCCGCACUCGAUCGGUGACUCCGAGUUCCUCGUGAUCCGCACGCGUAACAGCUACUUUGUGCGUGAGGUGGACGCGUUGUUCACCGCCGGGCAGGAGUGUCCGCUGUACGAGGUGCCCGGACCGAACUCGAAGCGUGCGAACAACUUUGUGCGUGACUUCCUGCAGGUGUUCAUUUACCGGCUGUUCUGGAAGAGUCGGGACAACCCGCGCAAGAUCCGUAUGGACGACAUCAAGAAAGCGUUCCCGGCGCACUCGGAGAGCAGCAUCCGGAAGCGGUUGAAGCUGUGCGCGGAUUUCAAGCGUACUGGCAUGGAUUCGAACUUUUGGGUCAUCAAGCCGGAGUUCCGGUUGCCCUCGGAGGAGGAGAUCCGCGCGAUGGUUUCGCCGGAGCAGUGUUGCGCAUACUUCAGCAUGAUCGCGGCCGAACAGCGGCUGAAGGAUGCCGGGUACGGGGAGAAAUUUAUCUUCGCCCAGCAGGAAGACGACGACGAGGAGAUGCAGCUCAAGAUGGACGACGAGGUGAAGGUGGCGCCGUGGAACACAACCCGUGCCUACAUCCAGGCGAUGCGUGGCAAGUGCAUCCUGCAGCUAAAUGGACCGGCCGAUCCGACCGGUUGCGGGGAGGGCUUUUCCUACGUCCGCAUGCCCAACAAACCGACGCAACAAAAUAAGGAGGAAACGGAAAGCCAACCGAAGCGUACCGUCACCGGUACGGAUGCGGAUCUGCGGCGAUUGUCGCUGAACAACGCCAAAGCGCUGCUGCGCAAGUUCCAGGUGCCGGAGGAGGAAAUCAAGAAGCUUUCCCGCUGGGAGGUGAUCGACGUCGUGCGGACACUCUCGACGGAGAAAGCCAAAGCCGGCGAGGAGGGCAUGGACAAGUUCUCGCGUGGUAACCGUUUCUCGAUCGCGGAACACCAGGAGCGCUACAAGGAAGAGUGCCAGCGCAUCUUCGACCUGCAGAAUCGUGUACUGGCCUCGUCCGAAGUGCUAUCGACGGAUGAAGGCGAAUCGACGGCGUCCGAGGAGUCCGAUCUGGAGGAGUUGGGCAAGAACCUGGAGAACAUGCUGGCGAACAAGAAGACGUCCACGCAACUGUCACUGGAGCGCGAGGAGCAAGAGCGGCAGGAGCUGUUGCGCAAGAUCAUGGAAGAGCGCGGUGGCACCGAUCAGAACAAGAAGAAAAAGGACGACGACGGGUUGAAGGACGAGCAGCAAACGAGCAUGGCGAAGAUAUUGAAGAUCACGCGCACAUUCAAGAACGCGGAGGGUCGCGAGUACACGCGGGUUGAGCUGGUACGGCGCAGUCCAGUGAUUGACGCGUACGUGAAAAUCCGCACCACGAAGGACGAAGCGUUCAUACGGCAGUUUGCGACGCUUGACGAGGCGCAGAAGGAGGAGAUGAAGCGUGAGAAGCGCCGCAUCCAGGAGCAGCUGCGGCGUAUCAAGCGCAAUCAGCAGAAGAUUGGCAUGCUGCAGAACCAAAACCAACUGCACAGCUCCGUCGGCACACCGAUCAGUCUCGGCGACCGGGAACCGUCCACACCGAAGCCGUUCUCGAGCCGCUCGUUGGCACACGGCAAGGAACACAGCCCAUCGUCGUCGGCGUCACGCCGGAAGGCAAAAAUGAAGCCGGAUCUAAAGCUGAAAUGUGGCGCGUGUGGUCAGGUCGGGCACAUGCGUACCAACAAGGCCUGUCCGCAGUAUUCGGGGUUGCUGACGACACCCUCGUUGAACGUGGCGAUGACCGAGGAACAAGAGGAAGAGAUCGAGAAGGAGCUGAACGCGGAUGACGAGGGCGAUCUGGUGAAUGUGGACGGUACCAAGGUGAAGCUGAGCAGCAAGCUACUGAAACGCCACGAGGACGUAAAACGCCGCACGCUGUUGUUGAAGGUGCCAAAAGAGGCCGUGGGUCGGAAGCGACGUCGCGUUGGAGGUGACUCACACUGUGACUACCUGCAGCGGCACAACAAGACAACAAACCGGCAGCGUACGGAUCCGGUCGUCGUGUUUUCGUCCGUGCUGGAGCAGAUCCUGAACGAGCUGCGUGACAUGCCGGAUGUGCAGCCGUUCAUGUUUCCGGUGAACGCGAAGCAGGUGGUCGAUUACCAUCGGAUCGUGCAGCGGCCGAUGGAUCUGCAGACGAUUCGAGACAACAUCCGGCAGAAGAAGUACCAAACGCGCGAAGAGUUCCUCGUCGACAUCAACCAGAUCGUGGAGAACUCGUCGAUGUACAAUGGCGCGAAAAGCUCGCUCACGGUCGCGGCCCAGCGGAUGUUGCAAAAGUGCAAGGAGCGAGUGCAGGAACGUGAGGAUCGUCUAACGCGGCUCGAGAAGAGCAUCAACCCGCUGCUGGACGAUGACGAUCAGGUCGCACUGUCGUACAUCCUGGGCGAGUACGUGAACGGACCGCUUAAGGCGAUGCCCGAAAGCUGGCCGUUCCUGAAGCCGGUCAACAAGCGGCUUGUGAAGGACUACUACACCAUCAUCCGGCGCCCGAUGGAUCUGGAGAAGGUGUCGAAGAAGGUGGCCUCGCACAAGUACCACUCGCGCGCUGACUUCCUGGCCGAUCUGCAGCUGAUCGCGGACAACAGCGAACAGUACAACGGACCCGAAGCGAACUUCACGAAGCAAGCGCGCCAGAUGGUGGAAGGGACCCGGCAGGCGCUCGAUUCGAUGGACCACAACGUGGUGCAGCUGGAGAAGAACAUUGCGCUGGUGCAGGAACGCGCCCGCAACGAGGACGACGACAUGGACUGGGAGGAUGACGAUGCGGACCUAAAGGGUGGACCGGGUGGUUCGCGGGAUACCACACCGGAUCUGGACGAUGGUGGUGCGAACGACGAUAGCAACCCGGAACGGCCACCUUCGUCCACUGACGUGACGCUUUCGCGAUCGGAAUCGAAGCGUAUCCGUAGUCGCUCACGGAAACCGCACAAGGACGACGACCACCAUUACUCGUCGGACGAUGAAGAGUUCGAGGAAGUGGGUACGAGCGACAAUGAGGGCGUCUCCGUGACGCUGGAGCAAUCGAACACGACUUCAAGCAUGAUGCCACCGCACAGCGAGGACGAUAGCCAGCAAGCGGCCGAAGCGAUGGUGCAACUCAGCAGCACGCAGUACUACAACGCCACGCAGGACGACGGAUCGAUGGAGAUCGAUCCGAACUAUGAUCCGAGCGAUUUCCUUGGCAUGUCCAACCGCCAACCGGGACCAGAUGUCGGUCGGAAUGAUAUCAUCAAUCCGGAGGCGGGUUAUGCGUUGGAUCAGCUAAAUCCCGCCACGGGUAGGCACGAGGGCACGAUGGAAGUUGGACAGCAGCCCGAGAGCAAUGUACAGCCGGUGGAAGCGGAACAACCGCCGAACAUCCUGCCGACGCUGCAGUCCCUUCACUCUGAUCUGGCCAUCUCGGACAGCGACGAUGAGAAGAGCAAUCUGCGCAUGGACGAGGUGCGCGAUGAGAAUGAGAACGACGACAACGACGAGGGCGGAGAUCUGUGGUUCUAAAGUCUUGUCCGGGAACGAUUGCUGGAAAAAGCGCGAAAGUGUGCCGAGGCUAGCACAGAGAAGUUUUAAAGUAAUUGUAACGUAAGUAAAUCAGGGA